AUGCUUAGAAGAACAAGUGGAAGAGGAAGAGGAGGAGGAUCAGCAGGAGAAGCAGGAGGAGGAGGUGGUGGUCCUGGAAUAUCAGCACCGAGUCGAGAAUCGAACGCUUUAUCAAAUCAAGUCGAAAUAUAUCCGGAACCAUCACCGGUAAUAGCAGGAAAUUAUAAGAAAAGUUUUCAAACUCUCUUAUCACCCGCACUCUUAUCAAUGCCCUACGGUUUUUCAAACGGCGGUUUGAUGUUUUCAUUUUUCGGAUACCUGAUAAUGAUAUCAAUAGUUAGCAUGAACAUGAAAAAAUUAUGCGAAAGUGCGACGUACCUAUCGGAAAGGGAAGAUGUUAAAAUACGUACGUACGAUCAAGUUGCAUACGUGUCACUAAGGAGUUGUUCUGAUAGGAUGAAACCUUUCGCGCCAUUUUUUCAAUUUUUCGUAAAUUUUUUAUUUAUCGUCACUUAUUUAGACUCGUGUUCGAUAUUUAUGAUAUUUGUCGCGCGUAACAUGGAAGCUCUCGUCACGUUUUAUUUUCCUCAUACUUUUUUAAACGUUUAUCAUUUUCUUUUUUUACAAGUUGUCUGGUUGAUGGCCAUGAGCAGCGUGAGAGAUUUAAAAUAUUUAACGCCAUUUUCAUUCAUAUCCUGUUUAUUGAUAUUGGUAAUGACUAUUUUCGUAAUUAUAUUUUACGUAUCGAAAGAUUUACCGGAAAUAAGUACGAGAAUGUACGUCGGUACUUACGUGUCAAUACACAGAUUCAUAUCGAUCGUAUCAUUUUCAUUAUCUGGUCUUUCGGUGUCGUUGACCCUUAAAAGCAGCAUGAUACAUCAGAAGAAAUUUUUUUCUUGUCCCGGAAUCUACUGCGUGAGCGUCAUUAUAAAAUGUUUAAUUUUUCUUCCCUUUGGUUUUUUGGGAUAUUUGAAAUAUGGCGACGAUACUUAUCCUAGCAUAAUGUUAAAUUUACCACUCGACGAAGUCAUUGCCGUUUGCAUCAAAAUCACAGCAAUAUUAUCGAUAUUUUUAACGUCGCCCAUAGUUUUUUACGUUGCUUUCAACGUUUUAUGGACAAAUUAUUUAAAAAGUUACAUUGAUGUAAAUAGCGUUUUCUACGCCGAGUAUUGCGGCAGGUAUUUUUGCAUAAUAAUAUCGUAUAUUGUUGCGAGCAUAGUACCCGAUUUGGGUACCAUGAUAGUACUCAAGGGUGCUUUCUUACACAGUCAUUUGGAAAUUACAUUACCCGCUAUAUUACAUUACGUGACGUAUUAUCCGUCUAAAGGACACGGGAAAUGUUAUUGGCGUCUUUUGUGGACUAUAUUGUGCAUAUUAUUCGGUUUGUAUUUGUGCGUGGUCGGUGUCACGGUUGGCAUAAUCGAUUUUAUACUUUUCUUAGAAGAAUCGAAAAAUUCCACAUUCGAAUAUGAAUCCGCUGUCGGUGAUAAUAUUUUUAUCAAGUUAAGAAGUGAUAUUAAUGGAGUUUACACAAACGAAACUGUUUUCCCGCAUUGA
Molecule: messenger RNA, 1497 nt
Organism: Pediculus humanus corporis (human body louse)
Lineage: Eukaryota; Metazoa; Arthropoda; Insecta; Psocodea; Pediculidae
Product: proton-coupled amino acid transporter, putative
Exons: 2
Coding region: 1-1497 (498 amino acids)
Biological process (GO): amino acid transmembrane transport
Cellular component (GO): vacuolar membrane
Molecular function (GO): amino acid transmembrane transporter activity
Source: RefSeq, a predicted model, not a curated record